GAGACAGAUGCUGAGAGGUGAGCACACGUGAUGUUUCAAAGAUGGCUACUUGGAAGGUAUUAGAAUGACGGCCAAGCAUGGACACACUCACACAAAACGGUUCACAAUGAAGAUGUCUCUCUGACACAUCAAGGUGGCGGACGGAAAUAGUAUUUAUUAGCGUUUGUGCGACAAGGGACCCGGAUUUAAAGGACAGAUCUUGCAUGUGUGACAGGUUUGGCGGUGACAGUUUGGUGGCAGCGUUGGAAUGGCGGAGACGACAGCAUGCAACUAGCUAGUGUUGUGUUUACCUGGACCCCGAUCGAUUGCGAGGUCUCCCAGCACAUGUAAACACACCGUCACCGCCAUGACGUAAGCACCUCGCUCUGGGCCCGGAAUAAUUUUCAUCAAUGACAAACUCUUCCCAUUGAACGCUGCCGACAUGUGAACGGACCGUUCAUCACAAGGCGGUGAGGACGUUCUGCUAAAACAUGGCCACACACAGCACAGAGUGGAGUGUCACCAGGACGAUAAGUGGCGCGCGUGCGAUCAACUGACCAUUGGAUACGUCACAUCACGUACAUCAGCACGUACUCUCACACAUGCCUUGACAUUAAUAAGGUAAAGUGAAACAUACUCGAUCCAGUGGCGACUGUUAUUGUAGUAUUAGUAUUGAUUCAGAGGCUGAUGCUGGUGCAGAACAACCACGGCAGUCUGGCGCGGAGUACGUACGUAUGCAGUGUAGAGAAUGUACAGAUUUAACACAAAUUACGUCGAAUUCUGCUAAUGUGAUUGACACACUGACUGACAACCGAACGAUGUGAUAGAGGCUCGUGUGUUGGCUUGAAGACGUUACGCUAGAAUACCAUGUUAACAGUCUAGAUCAGCCAGAUGUCCGCGCCGCGAUGCCGGGUUCGACUUUCAUGCCACCGUUUAACGGCGACAUACCAGGUCAGGCCGUGUCCCCAUACGUUACCGUGGGUAUCCUCGUGGCCGGGUUUGUUGGAGGACUCGUCAUUGUCAUCGCCGUUAUCCUCUUCUGCAAAUUUUGUCUGAAAAAGGACAAGGGACUCGGAAGACAAAGCACAAGUGACAGCAGACAGGCUUCAGACAGAGAGAGGCGCUCCAAACCCCUACAGCGUUAUGAAACCAUCAACUCGGAUGUGUUCUCUGAGCCAAGUACCGGAUCCAUGGAAGGCAUCCCCAUCAGCCCUCGUAAAGUCUACGAUACCAGAAGCGUCGAGAGGUUCCCAGCUGAUGUUGAAGACAUUGAUGAAACAACCAAGCUCAAGUCCGACUUUGACAAAGUGAGCUACCAUGAGGGUGUAGAAGAAGAGGGGGGUCACCUGCCACCUCACCAGACUGAGGACACCCCCGCGGAGAAAUCGGGGAGGUACACAGAGGGUGACUUUCAUCACUUGAAGAAGUCCCGGAUCGACAAGAAUAUUCGAAAGCAGUGUUCCCUUGGUCCGCCGUUUCAGGGACAGGAAAUGAGCAGUCCCACAACACCAGACAGGCGUCAGUCAGAUUUCUACAUGGAGGACGAAUACAUUGGCAGUCCCAAACCAGAGCCAUUCAUAUCCACUUCCGCAGUUAUGUCCCUUGGUGAUUCUCCCUCUCCCACAGACUCCGCGCCACUACAUCGGGAAGUGGCAGUCGAAAUACACUAUCAAUCACGUGGACGAAACGGUAGUGUUGGCAGCGGCCGCAGUGGCCGGAGUGUUGGAAGUGAAGGCAGCGGGGGCCGUGUGUUAAAUGGUGGCAGUGAGGGUCGUCUCGGAAGUAGUGGUAGCGGGGGUGGUCUCGGAAGUAGUGGUAGCGGGGGUCGUCUCGGCAGUAGUGGUAGCGGGGGUCGUCUUGGAAGUAGCGGCAGUGGCGGAGGUGGCGGUCGAUCUGGAAGCGGUGGGAGUAUAAAUAAUGUUAGUGGCGCUGUGUGUCUCAGUAAAGGUGAGAGCAGGCGCCAUUCACUGGGACUUGGUGGGUCGUCUGCUCCUAAAGCCGAGCGCGAAAAGAGAGUGCGCUCUCAUUCACAUAGCCUUGACACAAAUCGAAUAUUUGAGAAAAUGAAUGAACGAAAAGUGAAAAGUUUUGAGGAUAUUGUUGAUUAUGAUGUGUUAAAAAUAACAGAAUUCAAAGGGCCAUUCUAUAACACAGACUUCGACGUGAUAUCGGAACUGAAUUCCCCGGACACGUGCAAAGUCCGGUACAACGACACAGGGAGUAUUGAGAUCUUGAACGAGGACCAGUUGGACCAAAUGGACAUGUACGGCGAGCUUGACUCGAUACGAGUGGAUAGUGAUGAUACGGACACAUUAAAUGGGACGCAGAAGUACCGCGAGCUGUGGAACCUAAGAACGACAUUCGAGGAGGAGGAAGAGUGUAGUGAUACAAUUCGUAUGGAGGACAUGACGUCACCCGACCAGUCUCCAGACGGAGAAGUGCCUAAUUCAUACACCACAUCUUUUGAAUCGAAUACCGAGUCGGUGCCAUACGCUGAAUGUGUUGAGAAACGAUGUAGUCCCCACAGUGGCGACUGCAACCCAAACUCAGGCUGUCACCAACUACACCCCUCUCAUUAUGAAAACAGGAGGCAAAACUAUAAAAACAUUCUUGCAAAAAGACUGCAACGAAAACCUCCAAAUGCGAGUGCUGACAAUAGUUUUGAUAGUAUAGAGACGGUCGACACAGAUGGCGAGGUGUCGGACACAAGUCGUCCCGAGGUGACGACCACGUCGUUCGAGUCGACGACAGAUAAUACGGACAGCACAACAGAGAGCCAAAACCACAAACUGAUACAGAUGAAGGCGGACAGUGGGUACAAGUCGAUGGAGACACAGUCUCCAUAUAUCAAACGGACUCACAGUACGAGUGAGAUUGAAGUGCUCGAAGAGGGCAACAGCCCCGAGCAUCCCGCGCGCAUCUACACGCAUUCCUAUUCACUUCCGGAGGCGGGAACCUCCAAAGAGGGGUACGGCCGGCGGUCUAAAUACUUUGAAAGGAGAAACGGAAAGACAGCGUCAAAAAAGCGAAGAGAGUACAGCCGGGAAAGACAGAUUGUACAAAUUUAUGAGAGCAUUAAUGAGCCAGAGACAGACUCGAGAUCAGACCAGCCUUCUGGUGACAGUUUUGAGGAAACGGAUACACCAAGCAAGUCGUCUUUGUUCUCCCGUUUCUUUAAAUCCCAUCGCGAAUCGAAGGAGAGAAUAAUGAUGCGAGAUUUCAGUGUCGAUCAGAAAACUUACAAAGUGUUUCAGGAGUUCGUUCGUUACGACCCUUCCUUAGAAUCAUGUGGGUCGGGUCGUCACCGCUCACCGCGGUUUACGCGCCAUAGAUUACAGAGAAAACAUACGGAUCCAAUAUACUUUGAAGAGCGACGGCGUAAUCGGCUUACACCAGAACUUAGAAGCGCUAGCCUUGGAAGUGACAGCAGCGCAAGUUCGGCGCGCCGUUUAUCGCCCCAGGACAGUAUAGAGGAAGAGGAUUAUGAUAAAGUUCGAGAAGCGGAAGAGAAAGAGGGCUGGUCACUUGAACAGGCUUCAAGAGAUACCGCUGGCAGACAAUCAUUGUCAGUUUCAGUUCAUGACAUUCCAGUUAUACACCUACCGGAGGAGGAGGCGUGUACAUCUGCUGAUGUUUAGUAUCGUUACGCAUACGGUUGCCAUAGAAACUAUUUGGCGUUAAGUGUAACUGUUCUUUAUGACUGACUGGCGGUACACGGAAGUUUGGUAUUAUUGUUGUUCAUGCCAUUGACUGUUGCGCCACCUAACGUUGUACAGUAAAAUAUUUGGGUAGAUAUUUGUGGCCCCCCAAACAAUCUUUUGAUGUAAAAUGUUAAAUUAUGAUUCAUCGUUAUACCAUUUGUUAAAUCAAAUCUUUAUUUACAAACCAGUAUAUCUCUUUAUGUUGAUGUUGAAGUGACUUCAUUAUAUACAAGAUGUAUAACCAAUUGGUUUCAUAACCAAUGAACAAUCGAAAAUGUUCUAGUCAAAUAUGAUAUGUAUAUCUUGGUUUUUUUCGUGCCAAUUUUACGUUUCCCUAUCUCUUGAUUUACCUUGACGUGUAUUAACUGGGUAUUUGAAAUAUGAGCAGAGUUCCUCCCCAUACACUGACAGCACGUGGAUUUACCUGCCCUAAAAAUAACAACUAUGUGGAGUAACAGUAACACUUCUCAAACUGACAGUACGUGGAGAGUUAUCUCCCCUCACCAUAGCAGAAUGUGGAGUGCUACCUCCUAUCACGCUGAUAGGAUAACGAGAGUUAACUCCCCUUACCCUGACAUAUUGUGGGGAGGUGCCCCCAAUCAUAUAUUCAGUUACUGGAAAGUCACCUCGUUUCACAUAAUCUGGAGAGCUACCCCCGCCCACUGCUGAAUACGGUAUUAAUGUCCUCCGAUAUAUAAAAUAGACGUCUCUCGGGCGAUGUAUCGAAAUCGUUCAUAUUCAAUGUGUGUUUUGAAUGGAAUAAGUUACUAUUACUUCCAAUUU
Messenger RNA from Mizuhopecten yessoensis (Yesso scallop), 4463 nucleotides. RefSeq lists its product as uncharacterized. Gene Ontology annotation, cellular component: plasma membrane; secretory granule. The coding region runs from base 885 to 3617 and encodes 910 amino acids. Lineage: Eukaryota; Metazoa; Mollusca; Bivalvia; Pectinida; Pectinidae. The record is from RefSeq and is a predicted model, not a curated record. Gene Ontology annotation, biological process: negative regulation of voltage-gated calcium channel activity; negative regulation of calcium ion-dependent exocytosis. The transcript is spliced from 8 exons. Gene Ontology annotation, molecular function: transmembrane transporter binding.